Molecule: messenger RNA, 177 nt
Organism: Aspergillus puulaauensis
Lineage: Eukaryota; Fungi; Ascomycota; Eurotiomycetes; Eurotiales; Aspergillaceae
Product: C2H2-type zinc finger protein
Exons: 2
Coding region: 1-177 (58 amino acids)
Biological process (GO): regulation of transcription by RNA polymerase II
Cellular component (GO): chromatin
Molecular function (GO): RNA polymerase II cis-regulatory region sequence-specific DNA binding; DNA-binding transcription factor activity, RNA polymerase II-specific
Source: RefSeq, a predicted model, not a curated record
AUGCCCGAUGACUCGCCUCUGGACUCCAAGUCCCGUCAAGGGUACUUCCAGUGCGGCUUCGGCUCGUGUCGCAAGAGCUACAACCGUGCGGACCACCUCAUCCGCCAUGUUCGAUCACAUACCCGCGAGAAGCCGUACGUUUGUCAAGCGUGCAAUAAGGGGUUCUCGAGGCCGUAA